AGGGCUGGCAGAGCUCAGCCCCCGGCCAGGUGAUUCUGGCCUGGGCCCAAGCCUCAUCCUUCUCUCGCCACCCGGUGCUGCUGGAGAGCUGGGAUGCUGCACCUGCAGUGUGCCUGUGUUCCAGAGCUGCCCGCUUGGGAAGCGCUAAAGCCGUCUGCCCGGUGUGGUUUGCUGGGUUCCUCGCGCGCACACCCCCUCCGUGUUUUCGGGAAGCAGCAACAGUGUUGGAAAAAGGUGCUGGGGUAUAACCAUGGAAACAGCAAGCCUCCACAGAGCUGCCUCUGUCUGCACGGCAAUGGGCUGUCCUCACCCUCUGCGUCUGCCAGCGUGCUUCGGUUCUGACAUGGUAGUCACCUGCUCCUGGGACAAAGGAGCAGUUCAUUCUUCAGGGCUUCUUUCCAUGAGGCCGGUUAAACACUGGUAUAGGAAUUCUGCACCUGACUUCCAUUUGGGGUGUGACCCUUAGAAGAAAAUUAAGAUCAACUUUUGGGGCUUACAUUUGCGUUCACUGAAACAAACAACCGUGGCAGCUUAAUGUGUUACUGUUCCCACUUGUCAGCCUGCCUUGGAUCAGGGGUUACCUCUCACGUUGCGGCCCAGGCUGCUUGUGGUGGUUGAUUCAGCUGACAACGCUGUAGCCUGAACAGAGCUGCUGGCCCCUGUGCCCUUCUGGAGCUUUUGCUGGAGGGACAGGUCCUUGCUGGCAGAAGGGAAAGGCGAAUGACUGAGGAUGGUAACGCCAUUUUGAUGACCUAUGAUCACAUAGAAAUUACCUUCAGUGAUAUUGAGCCAAUGCCAGAUGCCUUCAAAGGGACCAAGAAAGGGAGUGUUUUCUUGACUCCAUACCGAGUUAUCUUUGUAUCUAAGGGAAAGGAUGCUAUGCAGUCUUUCAUGAUGCCCUUUUAUUUGUUGAAAGAUUGUGAGAUUAAGCAGCCUGUCUUUGGAGCGAAUUAUAUCAAGGGCACAGUGAAAGCAGAGGCAGGAGGUGGCUGGGAAGGAUCUGCCACAUUCAAGAUGACCUUUUCAGCUGGGGGUGCUAUCGAGUUUGGGCAGCGCAUGCUGCAGGUGGCGUCACAAGUCUCCAGAGGUGAAAUACCCAAUGGAGCUUACGGCUAUUCCUAUAUGCCAAAUGGAUCAUAUGCUUUCGCACCAGCUGCAGCUAAUGGGGGCUAUCCGUACCCACCACCUCCUCCUGAGUUUUAUCCUGGUCCCCCCGUGGUGGAUGGAGACAUGGGUUACAUGCAGCUUCCGCCCCCGCCGUACCCGGGGCCCAUGGAACCCCCUGUCAGCGCUCCGGACCUGCCCGCCACUCCCGCAGCUGAAGCGAAGGCUGCUGAAGCCGCUGCCAGUGCUUACUACAGCCCAGUCAACCCACAUAACGUCUAUAUGCCCACGGACCAGCCACCCCCUCCUCCAUACUUCCCACCAGAGGACAAGAAAAACCAAUAAGCUAACAGAGAACUUCUCCACAACUCAUUGCUUUCUUACUUCCCACUUUGGCAGAAUCUUGGGGCAUGGUCCAUAGCACUGAAGAGUAGAGCCUUCCCCCAAGGCACGUAGCUUUCAUGGACUCUAGGGGUAGAUAUGUGCAGAGCAAGGGGAGAGAUUUCAGCAGCCUGGGUUAUCUUGUAGAGCUCUGAGGGUUUGCUGUCCUACCCCAGUAUUCCUUUCUCCCGGUGUGCAGCAUUGCUAGAACUGGAGGUUCUCUUCAUCUGUGAUUGUUUCCCUUACAUCUGGGUUUUUUGAUACUUUGAUACUCUUUAGAGUAAGGAACUGGUCCAAACUGGCAAUUAACAUGCUCAUAACAUGGAUGCAAGGCUCUUGGGAGGGUCUUGAAUUUACCUUAGCGUGCAGCCAAGAGCAUCUCUGGACAAAGGGAUGUCUCUGGAUAUUCCUUUCAACCCAGAGUAUCACAUCCAACUUUUUCCUGAGAAAGGGCUUCAAAGGGAACCUUUGGGAUCUCAAAGGAAAUGGAUCUCUCUUACAUUUUUCAGAUCUCUUAUUAAACAUUCAUGGGUUUUUUCAGUGAAGUCAUUCCUGACAAUUGUAGCAAAUAAUCUGGUAGCCAGCCCUCCAGAUUUCCCUGCUGUGCACUGUGUAUGGUGAUGCUGACAAGUUUCCCUUCUUAAGAAAAUAUAACUGCCCUUUACAGGGUUGAGAAGUAGCAUCUACCUAGUUAUAGAUAAUAUGGGAACACUAACUUUCUGUUGUCUCUUUUUUCCAGUUAGAUGUGUGGGCUUGAGAUCACUAAGACCUGAAUACUCUCUUUGUAGUCUAUAAUACACUUUUUUUUUUUUUUCCCCUCUGCUGUAACACAAGUUACACUCUUUGGCCAGUGAAGCAUCUUACUGCUGUGAUUUAACUGGUGAAUGAAUAGCUAAUGGGGAGAAAUAGUUGCUUUACUUCUGCCCUGGAAGCACUUGAGAGAAUAUGCAAAAUGUUGGAAUAAGCUGCUAGGCAUAACUGAGCUGCUCGCUUGAAUGUUGUGUUAAUGCUAUUGGUGUUCCUGGACCAGCUGUGAAUUUACUUCCCAAUAACGUGAACAUGGGCUCCUCGGACUGAGAGUUCAAGCGUUUUCCUUCCAUAGCAUUGAUUCAUUGAUCUCAUUAGCAACGACUCUAGCAUGCAGAACCUCUGCAGGACUGAUCAGUAACCCGGCUGUAAAACUUUGCAUUGUACAAAGCUUUGCACAAUUCAGACUUCACUGACUUCUGACAGUGUCUGUGAGAGAGAAAACCCUUCCCAGCAAGUGUGAAGAAAGAUUGUGUGCUAGGAAACUGCUGAGCCUUGCUGCAUGCAGCCUGCUUGGAGAGAGAAAAGGUCCCCCUCUUGUUUUUCUUAUUGUUUGAGUCUAGCUGAUUAAUCAAAUUGCUACUGUCUGUGCACUGACUUUUCUAGAAUUGCUACUGCAGUGAUUUAAAGAAACGGUUAUUUUAAAAAGAAUAUAUUUAUUUUGAAAAUGUUUGAUUAAUAUAUUAAAUGUGAAAUGACUUUUGAAUGCAGAUUUGUUUUGCCAAGACUGUGAAGUAAAGAGAAAUCAGCUUAUGGUGUUUGUGCAUUUGUGUGAGUGAGCAAACUUGAUGGGGACUUAGUAGCUUUGAAUGGGGAGAGGGAGAAUGAAACAACAGCAAA
Molecule: messenger RNA, 3132 nt
Organism: Egretta garzetta (little egret)
Lineage: Eukaryota; Metazoa; Chordata; Aves; Pelecaniformes; Ardeidae
Gene: WBP2
Product: WW domain binding protein 2
Exons: 8
Coding region: 721-1449 (242 amino acids)
Biological process (GO): positive regulation of DNA-templated transcription
Cellular component (GO): nucleus
Molecular function (GO): chromatin DNA binding; transcription coactivator activity
Source: RefSeq, a predicted model, not a curated record